Molecule: messenger RNA, 3055 nt
Organism: Colletotrichum scovillei
Lineage: Eukaryota; Fungi; Ascomycota; Sordariomycetes; Glomerellales; Glomerellaceae
Exons: 1
Coding region: 1504-2814 (436 amino acids)
Source: RefSeq, a predicted model, not a curated record
CUUCUUUUAAUUCUUAAUUCUCUCCCCAUCCCACAGACUAUUAGAAAAUCUUUUUUUCUGGUUUCCCCUCUCCCCUCUUCUCUUCUUGUGGUUGACUUGGGUCUACCUUUCGCUCGACCAUCAACCGUCUGGCCGUCAUACCACGUUCGAUUCCCAUCCCCUCUGCUAGUCAGCGCAAAGGGUCGAUCGGUGGGAAUUCAAGCAUUAUAGCAGCCACACCUAUAAGACCGGGACUGUCUGGCCGUGCCAACGACCCGCUCUCGGCCUAUCACGGGAGUCAUUUAGUACACAUUUUGGACGGUUGAUUCAAGCAACACCGUGAGACUUGCUCACCACCACCAUUACCACCGACAGCUCGGACAUCCACAAAUCCAGAAUCCAGCGAGGAAUCAUACAAUCGGCAGCCCGUCCUUUUGGCUUGCCAUUCCACUUGAGACGACAACGCAUCACAACAACCCCAGCCAGACUCAGAUUCGGAUUCAGACUCAGAAUUGCUUGCUCCGGCAAUCUGUUGUUGUUGUUGUCGUUCCUCUGGUGUUCUUUCACGGUAUUCAUCCCACGCACGUCUUGCCCGACAAAUUCCUGAGCCUCUCUUCUUGACCCAGGUCCCCCACGCUUGUCUUCGACUUUCCCCAACUCUCUUCCGUCCAAUACAUUCCCCUAGGCCAGCAGCCGAAGUCACCUCACUGGUACUAUUCCUGCUCGCGUGCGCAUUGCACCACCGCCUUUCUUCUUCUCAGUCAGCCAUUUCGUGCUGCCACCCGCAGCCCCUCAACAAGGCAGUCCCUGGUCAUCCUGGACAAAGCCCGUGGUCCUAUCGUCACCGCCCGCCCGAUUUUCGUCGACCCCACACCCGGGAUCCCGCACAUCCCACGGUGUCUCCCCCGAAACAUUCCUCCCCACUGUCUCUCUUGUCAGUGUCGGGUCAGUGACACCCAACUGCUUGGAAACCCCGAUUUCUCUUUCGAAAGAGAACGAACGUUGGGGACUUUCCGUCACUUACCAGUGGCUUGAACUGUGCUUCCAUUCCUAGAAGAGACCCUGGCUUGUGUUGCUCCUUGAGUGCAUUCGAACUGGUCCGCUUCCUCCCGCGCGCUUUCGCUCAAUCUCAAGCAUUUCCCGCCAGAUCUAUCAUGACAACCUACAGCUUCAGCCGAAUAUCCUCUUCUCCUUGUCGGAGGUUCUUACUCUGGGUGUUGACGCCUUGACUUUUGCUACUUCGCUUGAUAUACUACCUUCAUCGGAACCAAUCAUAUAACCAAGCCGAUCUACUGGCUGUCGCUCGUUGGAGCUGAUCUGAUCUCAUUUGCCCGCUCAACUUUAUCUUCCCCGCAAGAUCGAGGGAUACAGAAGAGAAGAAAAAAACCCCGAGUCCUGCAACAAAGACACGAUCGAUAAAUCACCAACACACAAAGGAGGCUAGAGCCACAGAUCAAAAAAUCGGCCCCUGAGACGCUUCAGAGAGGCAGCACCUCAAUUGCCAUAUCACAGGCGCCGUUGAGCAUGCCUCGCAAGUCGCGGCCGGCGACGCCCAGCAUGAUGCUGGGCCCUCUUGGAGGUCCAAACUCACCGCCUCAUACCCCUACCACCACCGUGCCAAUGGCGAAUCGCAAGUUCGCGGCACGACACUUGCCGCAAUGGCAUCACCAAAUCAUACUGGAUGAUUCCAGCAUUCAGCCUACUGGCAAUGGCCACGAGUUCAGUUUUACGCCCUCUAAUCGCUUCGCUCACUUGUCACCCCGCACUUCUUCCGAAGACUCCUCUGAGUCUGAUGAAGAAGAUGAAUCCGAGUCCGAACCCGAAUCUGAACAACGCCAAGUACCCCACGUAAGACCCAAGACCAACGAUGACGAAGAAGACGACGAAGAUGAAGACAGCGAUGACGAAGACGAAGAUGAAGAUUCUGACGACGAAGAAUCGGAAGACUCAGACGAUGAUACGCCUAUGCGCUUUGCUCCUCCGGCCCCGGCUCCAAUGCCUACCCCGAUGCCAGCAUCCGUGUCGGCAUCCAUGUUCGCUCCGAGGUCUGUGCCGAUGCCGGCCUCUCGUAUGGCCGUCGACAGCAGUUCUGGAGAAGAAUCGGAUGAGGAGGAAGAAGACGAAGACGAAGACGAGGAGUCUGACUCUGAUUCGGAAUCAGAGUCUUUGGCCACCCCCCCUAUCCAAGAGAUCCAUCAGGAGGCGCAUAUUGUCACCGCUACCACCACCUCAACUGUCAAGGCGAAUUUUACCCUGGAAGAGCUUUCCGACUUUGACCCAAUGGAUCAAGACCGCAGCGGCACUAUUGCCCCCUCCGGCUUCUCCUCCCCGGCAUCUGCUCGCUCUCGCUCACGGGCACCACCUCCUAAAGGGCUCCCUCCUGGCUUCACCCAAGAGAUGAGGAAUCUCGGAUUUGAUGGAAGCAGUUCUGAAGGCUCGGAUAACGACCUAGAUGCCGAUGAGGCUCACCGCGAGUUCGUGCGCAUGCAACGGGAGCUGAAGAUGCGCAAGCGGCGGGCCCACGGAUCUAGCAUUGGCAAGCGCACCAUAUCUGAACGUAGCGACUCUGACCAUGAAGAUAUGACACCCCUCGACGCAGACGAUGUUGGCUCCAGCGCACGCAGACUCCGGCGACGCUACGGGGACAGCCACAGGCACAGCUUUAUCCUAUUCCAAGACCCACCUCCGCCUCGUAUCGACGAAGUCGAGGAGCCCGAGAGUGAGGUUGAAGGCACUUUAUUCUUUUGUGACAGCGGCACGCUGGCGCGAGAGCUUCCCUACUACUCCAUCGAGAUUAUGGAGUACGAGAGUCCCAGCCCUAGUCCUAGCCCAUGAGCGGGCCAUGUUUGCCUGUCGAUUUCAAGGCACUCAUUAUACGUUUUACAACAACCAUGAAUAAUAACCACAACGAUAUAUAGCGUCUGGUCUCGUCUCUUCGCCGCAGUACGAGGCCUCUUAUCGGCGCACACUGAUGUUUCACGACGAGCAUACAGGGAUGAUGGCAUAGAUUGAUGACGAUGACGGAUUGAUGACUAGCAUCUUGUUCUUUACUUUACAUUUCUGUUACGGAGCAGCA